Messenger RNA from Lasiosphaeria miniovina, 1610 nucleotides. Its product is annotated as glycoside hydrolase superfamily. The coding region runs from base 233 to 1483 and encodes 416 amino acids. Gene Ontology annotation, molecular function: mannan endo-1,4-beta-mannosidase activity. The transcript is spliced from 3 exons. NCBI's taxonomy places the organism in Eukaryota, Fungi, Ascomycota, Sordariomycetes, Sordariales, Lasiosphaeriaceae. The record is from RefSeq and is a predicted model, not a curated record.
GCUGAGAAGGAGGUCCGGGGAAAGCGGGCUACGCCGAGAGGGGCCCCGGAGCGCCAAGCCGCGCCCAGCAUUUAGCCCCUGGACCGCGGCUCAACGCGCUCCGUCGGUCAAUGAGGCAAUGGCACGGCUGGCAAUAAAAGCGCCUGCGCGCGACCGCGUCGUCGUCUUGUUUGUGUUUCUGCAGUUCAACUCGUCUUGUCUUCAGCUUCUUGUCUUCAGCUGAGACAUCGGAAUGCGUCUCGCUGCCCAGCUCCUCCCCCUUGCGGCGCUCGCCGCCGUCACCACGGCUAGCCCGCGCCACCACCAAGUCCCCGCGGGCUUCGUCACGGUCGAGGGCGAAAAGUUCAAGCUGGACGGCAGAGACUUUUACUUUGCAGGCAGCAACGCCUACUACUUCCCCUUCAGCGGCGACCAAGGCGAUGUCGAGAAGGGCCUGACGGCGGCCAAGGACGCCGGCCUGACCGUGUUCCGCACGUGGGGCUUCAACGACAAGAACACGACGCACGACCCCAAGGGCCUGCCCAACUACGGCGGAGAGGGCGCUGGAGGCACCGAGGUUGUCUUUCAGUGGUUCGCCAACGGCACGUCGACCAUUGACGUGUCGCCGUUCGACAAGGUGGUCAGCGCGGCCACCAAGGUCGGCACCAAGCUGCUGGUCGCGCUGACCAACAACUGGGCCGACUACGGCGGCAUGGACGUGUACACGGUGAAUCUGGGGGGCAAGUACCACGACGACUUCUACACGGUACCAAAGAUCAAGGACGCCUUCAAGCGCUACGUCAAAGCGAUGGUGACCCGCUACAAGGACUCGCCGGCCAUCUUCGCGUGGGAGCUGGCCAACGAGCCGCGGUGCGGGGCCGACGGGACGCGCAACCUGCCGCGCAGCGCCAGCGGCUGCGACUCGGCGGUGCUGGGGGCCUGGAUCGCCGAGAUGAGCGCGUACAUCAAGAGCCUCGACGCUAACCACCUGGUGACGUGGGGCGGCGAGGGCGAGUUCAACCUGGCCGGGGGGUCGGCCGACUGGGCGUACAGCGGCAAGGACGGCGGCGACUUCGACCGCGAGAUUGCCUUGGCGUCUAUCGACUUUGGCGUCUUCCACUCGUACCCGGACUGGUGGACCAAGACGGUCGAGUGGACCAACCAGUGGAUCCGCGACCACGCAGCGGCUGGCCGUAGAGCCGGCAAGCCCGUGGUCCACGAGGAGUACGGCUGGCUGACGCCCGAGGCGCGGCUGCAGAACCUCGGCACCGUCAACAAUGCCAGCCGCGUCGAUGUCGUUGGCGGCUGGCAGAACAUCAGCCUGGCCGAGAAGCUCGCCGGCGACAUGUACUGGCAGUUUGGCUUCUCGGGCUUCUCGUACGGCCGCAACAAUAAUGAUGGUUUCACCAUCUACCUCGACGACCCCGAGGCCCAGCCGCUCGUCUACCAGCACGCCAAGGCCGUGCAGAGCCUGAACCGCCGUCGCUGUGUCGGGGACAAGUGAGGCGGGUGCGGAUCUGUACUGUAGACAGUUGUGAUCAGCGGAAUCCAGAAGAAUUUGAGUUGAGCUAGGACACUUGAAGUCUUGUGACUCUUGCCGCUAAUCAACCAAGGGCUGGUCGUCGAUAAGA